Messenger RNA from Acanthosepion pharaonis, 2487 nucleotides. NCBI's taxonomy places the organism in Eukaryota, Metazoa, Mollusca, Cephalopoda, Sepiida, Sepiidae. The record is from the annotation of a GenBank genome assembly.
AUGGAGUGGAAUUUGAUGAAUGCUGAUGGUAUUCGUAACCUCCGAUCCGGUCUGGGUUCCAAGCUGGGUGAAGACUACAUAAUUGCAGAGGAAUGUGAAGAUACUCUUAAAGAAAUCAUAUUUAAACUGCAGAUUGAAGAUUCCCUCAAAAGAGAUUUCCGUCGUCAGAAAAAUAUUCUGUAUAUGAUCCAUUCGGAUAUCAUUCCCAUCUUGAACAGCACAGAACUGACAGAGGAAAUCUUUGCUUUAACCCUCAAAUUGCUUUCCAACUUAACACAGUCUCUAGACUGCCUGUUCCCUUCCAGUUUCCAGCGUAAUUCAAUGAACUCUGAAAUCAUGGACAGCAUUGUCAAACUUUUACAAACAAUCAAACUCCUUUUUUGCCAGCAAGAAAACUUGGACAGAUUAUUCUAUCUUGUCAAGCCCAUUAUUCGCAAGGGAGAAGACAAAGAAAUAAUCAAUCAGUUUCUUCUACUUGUUCGCAACCUCCUAUAUAUUCAAGUAUGGGACAGAUUGAUGGGCCCUGCAGAAAUUCAAUGUAAAUUUAUCAAAAAUAUGUUUGAGUGCGAAUUGGAUGAAAUUUUAUUAUCAUUGCUUACACAUCCAUCAAGGAUUUGCUGGGGAGUAAUCAUUGUUCAGACUUUGUCAUUGCUAUACACUGAUCAGUCUGUUUUGGCUGGCCUGAACCUUCCAGAAAGUAAAUUGUCAGAAGACAUAAUCUUCAAUGCUGAGAAUUGUGAAGUAAUUUCUGUAAUGAUGGAAGCUGAUAGAAACAUUGCCAGCCGUGCACCAGUCCGGGACCACAUUCGGUCACAGUUAGUGGUCAUUUUGAAGUCUUUUAACUCUCGAUUCUUGAUGUCAGGAUUCAGUGGACUGGUUUCUGACUUGAAGGAUAUUCUUAUUUCUAAGGAUUGCAACCUUGAUGGAUCCUACUUCAUGUGGCUGGUCAUGUUCUUCUUGAGAAUUUCCCGAGUUUUGGAAAUGGAUUUUGCUUAUAUCAAAGAUGUCAUAUCUGUUGACGUUGUUGGUUUCUUAGUGCUGCAUUUUACUAUUGCUUCUAUUAAGGAACUCUUGAAGACUCUAGAGACAUAUGACAACCACCUAUACCAUUCUGUUACAUCUGAAGAUCGGAAAGCAAUCAAAGAACUGAAAAAGACACUGAUCAACAUGACAGACAUGCGUCAGUUGUUUUUAUUUUUAAUUCGGAAUAGCCAGAAUCAGAGACUUUCUUUUGUACGUGAUGUUAUUGUUACAAAUCAUACAUUUCUCUUGUUGCUUGACCGAUGGAUCCGCGAAGACAAAGAUGCAUCAGCGAACUUUGAGAUGAUUCAACAUAUAAACCAAUUUGCCAGCAUUUCUGUUAUGCAGCAGUAUGCACGUCUCUUGGAAAACUUUGAUAAUAACAGUACUGCAGUAAAUGACAAUCUUUGUGAUGAGAGCAAGUUCAUCUCAAAUGAGGCUGGUGACUUAAUGGAGUAUGUCAUACACAAGUUCAUGACGACUGCAGCGGAAGAUCCUGGCCUUUGUGCAAAGUACUUAUUCAGUAUGGAAAUGAAAAAUCUUAACAUUGAUAUGAAUGACGAGGACCAUAUUAAUGAUGCAAAUUCUGAUAUGUCAGUUUGCUCAAAUUCAGAGUUUUCAUCAGUCAUCCACCAUGCCACCUCUUCAAGCUCAUCUUAUUUUAAGGAUGAAACUGAAGAAGUCGAUGAAAAUAUCAUGACACAGAUGCUGGAGAAACACCUUGAAUGCUUAAGUGAUGAAAGCAUUAUCAAUUUCUGUGUGCAGAAAUUACAUGAAGAUGGAUUGGAUUACCAGCUUCUUUGGCUACAAACUUUCCUUCUUGAAACUUGCUUCAUCCGAUAUGUUGGUAUGACAUCAGAAAAAUGCCAAGUUGAAGAGCCUGUACCUUUAUAUUUUUCAUUACAGAACAAAGAUAUUCCACUCAUUCCAUACAAUGACCGUCAGGAGGAAGCUCUCAAUGAUAAAUUCUUCUGUUUACUUCUCAAAUAUCUUGGAUUUAAAUCGGGCAAUGAUAGCAGUACCAUAUUCCCAAGAAUUCCCAAACAUCUCACAGCAGAACAACUUCUGUCCAAAGCUCGGGAAAUGGGAAAUAUUAAAUGUGCUAAUAUGGCAGAAAGCAAAUGUCCUGAAAGUCUACGCUAUCAACAGAUGCAGAUGAAACGUGUCUAUGGUCUGCACAGUAAACUGGUAGAUGUGUUAGAAAAUGGAGAUGCCUCUUCAAAAAGAUGGAUUCAUCGAAUGCUGUCAUUAAACAUAAUGGACAUAUUUGAGAAAACAGACAAUGAAAGAAAAAAUAUUACAGAAGUAAAAGCAGAAAAUACUUUGUCCAAUUUGUCCACAUUCCAAAAGAAUGUAGAAUUUGCUGACAUAACAGAGAAGAAAGUAAUUUCCAUCAUGGUAGACCGAGCACAGUCACAGUUGCCAUACUGGCUGACUCAAGGCCAACAAGGAAUGGUUGGUUUCUGA